AUGAUACGAUAGAAUAUAACCUGCAUGCAGGACCGGCAAUAUAUAUGAGGAGCAAGAAACAGAAAAACACAAAAAUUUAACAAGAAGAAGAAGUUCUGAAUUAACAAUGGCAGCGAUUUCAAUAACCAAAACCGUCAUGUUGAGUCUCUCAAAAACCUUCCACUACUCCCGUCCUAUCUUUCUCGGAUCCUCCAGUAAAGUCUCCCGGGUCUGCUUCACUUCUGCCUCAAAACAUAUCCAGGGUCGAAAUGCAGAGGAGGAGAAUAGAGACAGAGCAUCGGAUUUUACUGAUAUAGCCAGAGAAGCUACAAAAGAAGGCGUUGAAAGAGCCAGAGAGCGCGCAGAGCGGGCAAAAGAACAGUCUAAGGAAAUGAAAGAAAAGGCAAAAGACCGCGCAGAGCAAAUGAAAGAAAACGCAAAAGGUUAUGCUCAUGAAACCAAAGAAAGUGCCAAAGGCAUGGCUCAAUCGGCUGCAGAGAAGACCAAGGAAGGAGCUCAUAAAGCAACAGAGACUGCAAAGAAAACAAAAGAGAAAGCAGAAGAUUAUGCAUAUGAUACUAAGGAGAAGGCAAAAGAAGGGACGGAUAAAGUAGCGGACACUGCGCAUGAUGUGAAGGAGACGGCAAAAGAGUAUGCCGGAACGGCGGCUGAUAAGGCAAGAGAUGGGACAAUAAAGGUGGUGGAAACGGUGGGUACUGUAGGAGAGAAAGCGAAGCAGACAGUAAAGGGAGCGUGGGAUGCGGCGAAGGGGACAACACAGAAGGUAAAGGAGACUCUGGUUGGUAAAGAUGAUGAUGACGAUGAUGAUAAAAGAGAGAAGACGAUGGAUGAGGAUGUGGUGGAUUUGAGGAGGCGGGCCGGUGGAGGAGAAAGCGAUGAUGUUAAGAAGAGAAAGGAUUAGUUCAAAGUAUAAUUUUAAGAAGUUGGUUAAUUGGUUCUUUUUGUCGAGUUUAAUUAAAUUAGAGACUAUGGCCAAAUAAAAUAAAUGGAAUGCAUGGUUUAUUAUCUUGUAGCUCUCUUAUAAUCUUGUUUCUUAAGAAAAAUCAAUGGAUAUAUGAAGUUUUCAAUUA
Molecule: messenger RNA, 1070 nt
Organism: Jatropha curcas
Lineage: Eukaryota; Viridiplantae; Streptophyta; Magnoliopsida; Malpighiales; Euphorbiaceae
Source: RefSeq, a predicted model, not a curated record